CACAUACGAAAGCGAUUAUGCUGGAAGGGCCCUGGGAGGACUUUAUGGACGGCCGGAGACGCUUCCUACGCGACCAGUGUCCCGUGGACGACUGCUACUUGUACAACAACUACAACGACGUCCAAAGGGGCACCGAGUUGGCCGCCGUUGUUUUCAGAGGCAGUUACAGUGGCCCUUCGUUAAGCUUCAAGAGGAAGCAGGUGUGGAUACUGCAUCUACUGGAGAACCCGCUGCACACCGAGUACAUCGUGGACGAGGGAAGAGGCAUCGAUUGGGUAGCCAGCUAUCGUACCGACUCGGAAAUCGUGACUCCGUACUCAAAAUUUGUGCUCUACGACCCACUAGUGAAGAGUAUCAGACGCGAUUACGACUACGUCCAAAACAAGACCAAGAUGGCCGCCUGGUUCGUAUCUAACUGCGAGACCAGCAACAAGCGCCUUGAGUACGCGCGCAAGCUCAGCGAGUACAUUGAGGUAGACGUCUACGGUGCGUGCGGGCCCCACGAGUGCACGCGGUCACAAGGCAAGACAUGCUACGAGUUGCUAGAUAAGGAUUACUUCUUCUAUCUGUCCUUCGAGAACGCCAACUGCAAAGACUACAUCACCGAGAAGUUCUUCAACGCCCUGAGACGCAACGUCGUUCCCGUGGUGAUGGGUGCUUCCCGUGAAGAGUACCAGGCCGCGGCUCCGUACCACUCGUACAUCCACGUGGACGACUUCGCGUCUCCCAAGGAGCUGGCCGAGUACCUCCGCCUGCUUAGAAGCAACCCGUCGCUAUACAACGAGUACUUCGAGUGGAAAGGCACUGGAGAGUUCGUCAACUCGUACUUCUGGUGCCGGCUGUGUGCCAUGUUGCACGCGCCGCCCCCGCCUCCGGAGACGCGUCGUACCAUGGAAGUGUACAGGUGGUGGAAGAACAAUGCCUGCUCGACGGUCGGCAGUUCACGCUGA
Rhipicephalus sanguineus (brown dog tick) is the source of this 950-nucleotide messenger RNA. RefSeq names its product glycoprotein 3-alpha-L-fucosyltransferase A. The coding region runs from base 18 to 950 and encodes 310 amino acids. Gene Ontology annotation, cellular component: membrane. The record is from RefSeq and is a predicted model, not a curated record. Lineage: Eukaryota; Metazoa; Arthropoda; Arachnida; Ixodida; Ixodidae. The transcript has 4 exons. Gene Ontology annotation, molecular function: alpha-(1->3)-fucosyltransferase activity.